GUACCUGUAGACGCAGCGGUAGCCAAGUGUGAAAAGAGUGUGCACAAUAAUACUAUAACCAAAGACGUCUGUCUCUGCUGUUGUGUCAACAUCAGUUACAUGUAGCGACGGUCUGACAAACGUCCUCAACAGGUCAAAACAAGACACGCAGCCAGGCCACGGGUUUAUUUCACCACAUUAACCACAAGCUGGUGAUGUCACCUUCAGGGCGGGCAGUCUAACAGUUUGUCCCAGGAUGAGGAGACAUUUUGGGUUGGCACUGCUCUUGCUGCUGUCAGCAGCUGUGGAGUCCAACAGCAUGUCUCCACCAGGGAAACCAGUCCUGCUCGGCUGCAGGUCCCCUGAGAAGGAGACGUUCACCUGCUGGUGGGAGCCAGGCUCCGACGGAGGGCUGCCGACCACACACCGCCUGUAUUAUGAGAGAGAAAGAUUGGAGGGAACGUACGAGUGUCCGGACUAUCGGUCAGCAGGGAGGAACUCCUGUUUCUUUGACAAGAACCACACCUCCAUCUGGGUUGACUACUACCUGACGGUGGUGGCUUCCAACAUCCUCGGGAAUGCCACUUCAGACACCUUUAAGAUGGACGUGAUGGAAAUAGUGAAACCAUACACUCCUGAGAACGUGACUCUUCAGGUGGAGGAGAGAGAGGACAGCCCAUGUCUCCGUGUCAGAUGGGAGCCUCCCUAUAACAUAGACACCAAGUCCGGCUGGGUCACCAUUAAAUAUGAAUUAAGAAUCAAACAAGGAAACAACAAGUGGAAGGAGUACAGGUCAGGCACACAAACGUACUUCAGCCUGUACGGCGUCAGUCCUGGGGCGGUGUACACAGUUCAGGUGCACUGUAGACUGGACCACGGUGCCUGGAGUGAGUGGAGCAACACCACCUAUGUGAAAAUCCCCAACUAUCUUCAUAAUGACAGACUGUUUUGGAUAAUGGUUUCUGUCCUGUCUGCAGUUCCAGUUAUAACAGCAGUGAGCAUCCUGGUCAUAAAGAGGAAACAUGUGAAGCAGUUUGUUCUGCCCCCUGUUCCUGGUCCAAAGAUAAGAGGAGUUGAUGUCCAACUUCUCAAGAGUAGGGGAUCUGAAGAUGUCGACGGUGUCCUGAUCAACAACCCGAGCUUUCCUCCUAUGGUGGCCUGGAAGGACCAGAUGGAGGAAUACCUUAUCGUGACGGACAAUGAUGACGGGCUUUCCUCGCAUUCUCAACAAAGGAAGAAAAGCCUGAUUAUUCCUGCUGGCUUCCUCUUAGACACAGAAAUCUAUUGUAAGGAGUCAACGCUGGCUGGGGAGAGAAAGAACGAAACAGAAAACACCAUCGAACCCUUCACAAACAGCGGUUAUGUGGAUAUUCAGAGACAUGUGGAGAACUUACAGGGGGUGGAUGUGAAACAGGUGGACUACAGCAGAGUCAAAGAGGUGAACAGUGACAAUGUUCUCAUCCUCAAGAAAGAAAACACCAAGGCUGCUCAGAGACAAGAGGAAGACAUACCAGAGGACUACAGCCAGGUGAAAGAGGUGGACAGUGACAAUAUGAUCCUCCUGCAGACACAAAGUCCAUCAGUAGACACGUCCUGUGGAGAGAAGGGAAACCACUACACAGACUUUGCCCUUCAGAGGCAAAGAAAACCUCACGUGUGCACAGAACUCAUUGACAGCGGAUAUGUAGAUACCAUCCCUACACCACCUUUAAUGUAGAGUGUUGUUUUAUAUGCAGUGUCCCCAGUGAUGUUGAGGGUUUAAGGCUGCAGAUAUUUUAUGUUUCUGUCAUUAUUACUGGAUGAGUUGCCAUGAAGUUUGGCACAGACAUUCAUGGUCACCAGAGGAUGAAUCUGCAUGACUGGUGAUCCCCUGAUCUUUUCCUACAGCAUCAUGUGUGGUUUGUGGUUCAGAGUGACAUAUCUUGAAUCAUGGGUAGAUUGUUGAGAAAUCUAUUACAGAUAUUCAAGGUCUUUUGAAGUCUAACUUUGGUAUUUUUUUUAACCUGAACCUUUUUUCCCAUAUUUUUGUGCCUAAUUAAUGCAAACAACAAUUUUUGUAUUAUGUCCAGCAUAGAGAGGGCUGCAGCAGGCAGCAAUGCAAUGUCUGUAAUGUAAUCAUAUAGGAAAACUGUCAUUGUACGUCCAUUAUAAAUUGUUAUUUUUGCUGCAGACAGACUCA
This is a messenger RNA of Epinephelus lanceolatus (giant grouper), 2158 nucleotides long. It is a transcript of the gene prlrb, whose product is annotated as prolactin receptor b. Gene Ontology annotation, biological process: cytokine-mediated signaling pathway. Gene Ontology annotation, cellular component: external side of plasma membrane; signaling receptor complex. Gene Ontology annotation, molecular function: cytokine binding; cytokine receptor activity. The record is from RefSeq and is a predicted model, not a curated record. Lineage: Eukaryota; Metazoa; Chordata; Actinopteri; Perciformes; Serranidae.